This is a messenger RNA of Fundulus heteroclitus (mummichog), 1732 nucleotides long. It is a transcript of the gene anp32b, whose product is annotated as acidic (leucine-rich) nuclear phosphoprotein 32 family, member B. Bases 271 to 1065 code for a protein of 264 amino acids. Gene Ontology annotation, biological process: regulation of apoptotic process. The record is from RefSeq and is a predicted model, not a curated record. Lineage: Eukaryota; Metazoa; Chordata; Actinopteri; Cyprinodontiformes; Fundulidae. The transcript has 7 exons. Gene Ontology annotation, cellular component: nucleus. Gene Ontology annotation, molecular function: histone binding.
GUUUUCUCACUGCAUUGCCCCUUUCAGAGGCGGCGAUGGGCGGCUGGCGGCGUUAGGGGGCGCUGUUGAGCAGAUAUUUUUGUUUCAGUCCCGUUUCCCUCCAUGGUUUCCCCUUCUCUCCGACUAACUUAGCGUUCGGCUCACUUCAUUACACAGCCCCGUCUUCACCCUCCGUUAAAAAAAAGGGGCAUCUCCGCCGAUUCGCGCUGAAGAUCCCACCAGAAGCCCGAGAGAGAGGAGAACAAAAAGUUUCACUUCCACAGGGGGAAGAUGGACAUGAAAAAGAGGAUCCACUUGGAGCUAAGAAACAGGACACCGUCUGAUGUACGAGAGCUCGUCCUCGAUAAUUGUCGGUCGGUUGAAGGGAAAAUCGAAGGCCUCACAGCCGAGUUCGUCAACCUCGAGUUCCUCAGUUUGAUAAACGUCGGCCUAAUCUCAGUGUCCAACCUACCGAAACUAGCAAAACUGAAGAAGCUGGAGCUGAGCGACAACAGAAUCAGCGGCGGCCUCGACGUCUUAGCAGAGAAACUCCCCAACCUCACACAUCUAAACCUGAGCGGAAACAAAUUGAAAGACAUCAGCACGUUGGAGCCGUUGAAAAAGCUGGAACACCUGAAGAGUCUGGACCUGUUCAACUGUGAAGUAACGAACCUGAACGACUACAGAGAGAGCGUCUUCAAGCUGCUGCCUCAGCUCACAUACCUGGACGGCUACGACAUGGAGGACAUCGAAGCCUCCGACUCUGACGGGGAGGUGGACGGAGACGGCGUGGAUGAUGACGAGGACGAAGAGGGAGAGGAGGAGGAAGACGAAGAUGGGGAGGAGGAAGACUUUGAUGAGGAGGACGACGAUGAGGAAGAUGAAGAGGAGGUAGAAGGAGAGGAGGAUGAUGAGGAAGUCAGCGGUGAAGAGGAGGACGAAGAGUUCGGUCAAGAUGGAGAAGUGGAGGAUGAGGAUGAAGACGAGGAUGAAGAUGAAGAAGAAGCAGAGGCCGGGAAAGGCGAGAAGAGAAAGCGAGAUCCAGAGGAUGAAGACGAGGAUGAGGACGACGAAGACGACGAUUAAAAGCAAAAAAAACGAAAAAAAAAAACGGAAAACGAGAGCCUACCGAGUUUCCCCUCCUCCCUCUUUUGACCCCGUCACAAAAACCCGAACGUCCAACAACUCACACCGCCUUUUUAAUCCGCCUCAACCUGCUCCCCUCCCCAGCACUGGGCUCUUUUUACGAGCAAGACUGUACCGACGGGUGGGCCGAGUGGAGCUGCUCCUCCCACAAUCCCCCCUUUUUUUUCUUCUUCUUCUUCUUCUUCUUCCUCCCACUCCAAUGGACUGAGAGCCACCUAACACCCACUUCGCUCCCACCCGUAACCCCAGAGGUUCUCAGGCAGCCUACCACUCAGCAUUCCACAUUUCCACUGUCCGCCCCUCUUUAUGUAUUCCCGCGUGAGGACUUUGGGACUGGUAUCUAGUUUUGGGUCUGUGUUUUUAAUAUUUUGUUGGAUUCGAUUUUUUUUUUCUUUUUUUUUUUUGUUGUUGGGUUUAUUAUUUCCCUAUUUUUUUUUUCUGUUUUAUUUUGUUUCCCCCAAUAAAAUUAUUGCUAUAGCAGCUGUGCAACCAGCAGGCCAUGGGUUUUUAGUCUGGCAGCCUGUUGCACAAAUCAAGGUUGUAGCUACAUUUUUACUUUCUGUAUGACAAAAAAAAAAACAACUUUGUAAAUAAAAUGUUAACAUUU